GAAUCGUGCUUUAUUGAUACCUGAUUCUCACUCAAUGAAGUCACAGCUGUUCGGUAUUUUACCACCAGUGUUUGUAUUUAUUUGCAUAUUCUUACGCAAGCCUGCUAGUUUACACUGUGUUUCAGAUCAAGGUGCGGUGUGUGGAUAAACCAAUAGAAACAAGGCGCAGAAAAAAUGAACGAUUCAGUUGAUAUUUCAGUGGAAAGUUAUACUGUUAUAAAAGCAGACUUUACGAUCGUCUGCCGGUGUUGUUUGGCGUCCGAUAAUCUGGAAGACAUUUUCUUGCAGAAUCUGGCAAUGAACGCCGAUCUUGUAGAGUUGCUUCGACCGAACUACAUUUCCGUGAGCCAGGGUGAUGGGCUUCCGAAUUUCCUGUGCACUGGAUGCAUAGAUUCUCUGCGUGAUUGGCACAAUUUUCAAAUAAAAUGCACUGAAUCGUAUCGAUUUCUCGAAGAGCUGGCCAGAAACCAAACCGAAGAAGCAGAAGAAAUUUGUGUAGCUCCAGGGGUUAUAAUCGGCGAUGUUAAGAUCGAACAGUUGUAUAUUGAGGAGGAAUCAGUAAGACUAUUCGAGUCACAAGAGGUGCUGAGCAAUGAUGAUCAGGAUUCGGAUACGAAUGUGGAAAAGUUUGAUCCAGCGCAAUAUGGUUCGAUUGAAGCAAAAGAUGAUAACAGUAGGAUGAAUAAAUUGGCGAACAAGAAACGUUAUAUUUACAGUCGCCAGUGUCCGAUAUGUGGAUUAGUGUUGAAACGGGGUCUUAAGGAGCACCUGAUGGUACACAAUGAUCCAACGGGAAGACCCUUCAAAUGUGAUCACUGCGAUAAAACCUACUGCCGCAAGGAGAAUCUUCGACAGCACCGAGAAAGGGAACAUCUAAUGAUUCGAUACCCCUGUGAUAUCUGUGGGAAGGUUUUCAGUACAAAGGAUGUCCUUUCGGUGCACCGAAAGCUACACAAUUCAGAAGUUCAGUAUAAAUGUGAUGAGUGUGACAUGGUUUUCAACUCAAAUAAGUACCUUUAUAAACAUAAGCAGAAACAUCUGGGAGUGAGGAAGUUUAUCUGCUCUUUCUGCGGGAAAUCUUUCAUGGUUGGGGAAUACCUCAAAGACCACUUGCGAAUUCACACGGGUGAGCGCCCAUACGAGUGUAAACUUUGUAGCAAGAAUUUUCGUACCAUGAAUCACUUGCGACAGCAUGGCCGAACUCAUCAGUCACAAGAGAGUGAUGGACCCAGCAAAAAAGUACAUUGUCGAAAGAACGCAAAGCAUACGGCGGAUGAUGAGUUAAAAGUAGAAAAACGAAAAGAACACUAAUAUAUAGAAAUGUUUUAUUGGAACAGUGUGUCAAUAUAAAUCACAUCGUUUACUCUAUAAAACAAUACUCUUUUUUAUUUUGAAUGGCAUUUGAAAUUUUGAAAAACUUAUCGACAAUAAUUUCAAUUUUAGGUGUUGGUUCGCUACAGUCUACACUUUGUCGUAUGUUCACGUAGAUUAGGGACUAUUUAUUAUUUAUAUAACGGAUAUCAGGGGGAGUAACCUGACCAUGACAUGGAAAACAAAUUAAAACGAUUCGUAAUUGGGACAGAAUUGGCGGGAGAGGUGAAGAAUAUUUGGCGGUUUUUGACAUUUUUUGUGCAUGGUCCCCUAAGUAGCACAACCAAUAUGCAAUCUUAAAUUUUUGCUUUUGAGACGUCGAGGAAGUUCCACUCGCGCAUAUACCAACUAUUUGAAGCGAAAAAGACGUCGUAUCACUUUAUAAAUGUAUGAAAUCACAUAAUCAACCUAGUAUGUCACCAAAUACAAAUUACAUAUUUGUAUUUGAUGUCACCGAUUUUUAGCAGAAACUGUAAUGAUGUGAUCAUCAAGACACCAGUUUGGCCAUACAAACUUGUAACGCUAGUGGAGGUGCGAAAACUGACGAAUAAGAGUUGACAACAGCUUGAAGCAACAUGAUAUUGCACCAAAUGUAUGUGAUCCAACACUUGAACCCUCCAUCCAGCCUAGCAUAAGCCAGGCGCACUGUUAUCGAGAAACUGGUAUUAUCCAUUAACCCACGAAAUUGUUUCCGAAUUUUGUGAUAAAAAAUAACUUAUAUCACUUAUUCAUUGCCUCUUAAGGCUUUGGAACAAUUCUUUCUAAGAAAACCAUUGGUUUAAAACCAAUUCUUGCGAAGAGGCACAAAACAUAGCUGUAUAGAUCCAGGGGUUUGUGUUUUGACUUUGUCUCUUCAGAAUCAUGGCACUUGACUACUGCACCAUGCCAACACUAGUCCAUAAUUGAAAGCACUAGUUAUGAACACACUAAACAACUCCUAACUUGCUAUGUACCGUAAGAGAAAAGUUCUGUUUGCGGAAGAAACGCAAACCCCUGGACGUGCAUUUAUGGGAAAAGGCAGUUUAGUUUUGUGCCUUUUCCCAUAAAUCGGUUUUAAACCAA
Molecule: messenger RNA, 2433 nt
Organism: Topomyia yanbarensis
Lineage: Eukaryota; Metazoa; Arthropoda; Insecta; Diptera; Culicidae
Product: zinc finger protein 417-like
Exons: 2
Coding region: 175-1311 (378 amino acids)
Biological process (GO): regulation of transcription by RNA polymerase II
Cellular component (GO): nucleus
Molecular function (GO): RNA polymerase II cis-regulatory region sequence-specific DNA binding; DNA-binding transcription factor activity, RNA polymerase II-specific; zinc ion binding
Source: RefSeq, a predicted model, not a curated record